AUGCUGGAUCCAGUGGUGGCCAACGUCAGGCUUACCAGAGUACUCAUUGAUGGAGGAAGCAGCCUCAACCUUCUCUUCAUGAGCACUUUGAAGAAGAUGGGGCUAUACAUCACAGAUAUGCUCACCCCAAGAAAGGUUCCCUUCUACGGCAUCGUACUAGGGAACUCGGCCACACCACUCAGGUCCGUGACCCUGCUAGUCACCUUUGGCACGAUGGAGAACUACAGGACCGAGUACAUCAAGUUCGAGAUAGCAAACUUCGAAUCUUCAUACCACACCAUCCCGGGAAGACCCGCAUUGGCCAAGUUCAUGGUCGUGCCUCAUUACGUCUACUUGCUUCUUAAGAUGCUAGGAAAGAGUGGAGUGCUCACCUUCUACGGUGACUUGAAGAAGUCGUAUGACUGCGACCAAGAGGUCAUCGAGUACGGUUCGACCACACGCGUGCCAGAUUCUUUAUCAGAAGUACUCACGGUCACGCAGCAGCUCUCCCAGUCAGGGUUGGAGAUCCCGACAAAGAAAGCGAACCAGUCCAAGGUGCAGACCACCGGGGACAUCGUACUCAAGGCAAUCCAGCUGCAGGAGAGCGACUCAUCCGAGGUAGCCCUAAUCAGCAUGGGGCUCAGUGACAAGUAG
This is a messenger RNA of Panicum hallii, 633 nucleotides long. RefSeq lists its product as uncharacterized. Bases 1 to 633 code for a protein of 210 amino acids. NCBI's taxonomy places the organism in Eukaryota, Viridiplantae, Streptophyta, Magnoliopsida, Poales, Poaceae. The record is from RefSeq and is a predicted model, not a curated record. The transcript has a single exon.